Plasmodium relictum is the source of this 1482-nucleotide messenger RNA. RefSeq lists its product as hypothetical. The transcript is spliced from 7 exons. Bases 1 to 1482 code for a protein of 493 amino acids. Lineage: Eukaryota; Apicomplexa; Aconoidasida; Haemosporida; Plasmodiidae. The record is from RefSeq and is a predicted model, not a curated record.
AUGAAUAUCUUUACUAAAAAAAUAUUACUUAUAAUUCAAGGGAAUAUAAAAAAAGAUAUAAAAAAUUAUAUUUUGACUGAAUUCGGAAUAUCCUUAAUUGAAGAAAUAGCUUCAUUUGUAAAAAGAAAUUUUGAUGAUUAUGUAAUUUACUCGAGUAGUGAAUUAAUAAAUUUAUUAACUGCCAAAUAUAUUUUUCAAAAAACAAAUAUUUUAACAAAAGUUGAUAGAAGACUUGAUAAUAAUAAAAAUAUAUUUAACAAUAAACAGGUGAGUAUUAAUUUUUUGAAUAAUAUAUCAUUUAUUGAUAAAAAUAGUAAGACUUUAGAAAAUGUAAAGGAAAAUGAAAAUAUUAUAGAAACCUUUCUUAGAAUAAAAAAGGUCUUUAAAAAAAUACUAUUACAGGAAGAAGAAAAAAAUAUAAUUUUUAUUGUUUGUAAUUACAUUGGCGAAUGCAUCAUAAGUUGUAUAAAUGAAUACAAAAAAUAUAAUUUUCAAGAUGAUUUAUAUAUUUAUUCAAUUAAAUAUAAAACUGAAAAAAUUAAUAAAAAAGAUUACAGAGUAAAUAUAUUAGAUUCAGAAUUAUUGAAAUCCACAAAUAUUCUCAAAAGAACUUAUUUUAAAUUAAAAAAAAAAAAAAAGAUUAUUAGAAAAAUUAAUUUAUUUGAUUGUUGUUAUUUUCAAUGUGUUGAUAGUGAUUAUGAUGAGGAUUAUAUAAUAAAUAAAAUGGAAAGUACUUGUAGUGAUAAUACUGAAUUAUCUGAUAAAAGAGACGACAAUAGUUCCUAUAGUUUUGAAAAUUUAAUUGAAAGAAAAUUUCCUAAAGAUAAUUUCACUUCAUUUAAAAACAACGAAAAUGAUAGAAAUAUUAUUUCCAUUACUGAAAAUAACGAAAAACACAAAGGACAUCAAGAGAAUAAUUCAUUGAGAGAGUAUAACGAGAAAGAAUGUAAUACUGAAAUUAAUACAACAAAAGAAAUAAAAAUAAAAGAAAAAGAAAUUUCAAAUACUGAAGAUAAUUAUGUUUUAAAUAAUAAAAAUGAAAAUGAAAGUUUAUUUUUAAAAAUUAAGAACUUUAAAUUAGGAGAUGAAAAUGAUGAAAAUUUAAGUAUUAAUGAAAUUAUUUUUUUUUUAUGUUCAAAAGGUUAUUCAUUAACAGAGGAAGAAAUAAUUUAUAUAUUUGCAAAAAAAAUUAAUAAAAAUAAUUGUAAAGAUGAAUUAAACAAAUUAGAAGAAUACUUUAAAGAAAAAAAAGAAAAUUAUGAAAAAGAAUUUUAUUCUUUUUUUAAAUAUGUAGAUCAAGAUAAUCUGAAUAUAUCAAAAGAUAUACUUGAGUUUAUUCUGUUAAACUAUGGAAAUAAACUUAAGAAAAAAGAAUGCGAAGAAUUUUUCAAAAUGGCAAAUAUUAAUGAAAAAGUGAAUUGCAAAUUUCUAUUAGAUGAAUUAUCUAGAGUUUAUUGCUCAAAUAUAAGUAAUUGUUUGUAG